This is a messenger RNA of Betta splendens (Siamese fighting fish), 842 nucleotides long. RefSeq names its product tachykinin precursor 3a (gene tac3a). Gene Ontology annotation, biological process: positive regulation of blood pressure; tachykinin receptor signaling pathway. The transcript is spliced from 7 exons. The coding region runs from base 222 to 593 and encodes 123 amino acids. NCBI's taxonomy places the organism in Eukaryota, Metazoa, Chordata, Actinopteri, Anabantiformes, Osphronemidae. The record is from RefSeq and is a predicted model, not a curated record.
CAAUGGCUUGGCUACGUAGACUCUGGCACGGCGUGAUAUAAGAUACCCCACCUACGCCGCGGCCGCUGAUUGGCGUUACGCAGGUACCCAGCUAAUAUUUAUUUCCCCAUUAGCCGUGGCAUCUCAUUUAUCCACGCCGCAUCUCGCUGCAGGAUCUAACGGGUCGCACACGGCGGAGUCUUCUACCAACUCUCCACAGAAAAGCAGGUGGGGCUGAGAAAAUGCGAAGAGGUUUGCUGCUCGUGACACUGUUCCUCAUCAUAAAACCUCGGUACAGUCAUUCCAGAUGCGAGGAGCCAGGGUCGAGCAGAUCAACUUUAGACCAGACGGAGGGGUCGGACAAUCUCAGGCGCAACAUCCUGAAGAGGUACAGCGAUUUGGAUUAUGACAGCUUUGUGGGUCUGAUGGGCAGAAGAAAUGCGGAUGUAAAUGCUGUGCAGUCACCACAAAAAAGGGAAAUGCAUGACAUUUUUGUUGGUCUCAUGGGAAGGAGAAACUCAGAGCCUGAUAAUGGUCCCUGGAGGAGAGACUAUCCCGAGAGGAGAGGCAUUUUUCUCAACAAGUGCAGGCUGAGGUUUCUUCAGGGACUUUAGAUGUUGAGACUGAAGCAACUCUUUUCUUCUCAUCUGGCGACAAUGACACAAGAUCUCAAAUGCACAAUGAAUUAAAUGUCUAAUAGAAAAAUCAAAACCGAUGUACUUUAAAUUGUCAAUCUCCAUCUGUCUUAUAAAAGUGAUCAUACACUACAGAUCGCAUUUAUUUUCUUUGAAAGCAAAACUUUAGAAACAUAUUUCAUUGUCAUUUUAUUCUUUUUCUUCAAAAUAAACAAUUUUGAUACAUAA